This is a messenger RNA of Triplophysa dalaica, 3606 nucleotides long. RefSeq names its product glutamate receptor, metabotropic 8b (gene grm8b). Gene Ontology annotation, cellular component: membrane. The transcript has 11 exons. Gene Ontology annotation, molecular function: group III metabotropic glutamate receptor activity. Gene Ontology annotation, biological process: G protein-coupled glutamate receptor signaling pathway; regulation of synaptic transmission, glutamatergic. NCBI's taxonomy places the organism in Eukaryota, Metazoa, Chordata, Actinopteri, Cypriniformes, Nemacheilidae. The coding region runs from base 354 to 3077 and encodes 907 amino acids. The record is from RefSeq and is a predicted model, not a curated record.
CAGUGUGCUGAGACCCUCAAAAUGGCCGACUCCCUGGACAGUGCCCUGCCUACUGAACAGUGUUGGGAUUCAAAUGUGCUGUAAUUGAGGAGCCUAGCGACUAUGGGAUUACUUGAAAUCCACCAUCCUCGUUCAUAAAGCACCUUUUUACCUUUAGCCUCCGAAAUCCCAACCCUACAAAUCUAAUGUUCUUAUCCGAUUCCAGCAUUUGGUACACGGUGGCUCCAGUGAAGAGCACUGAUGACCUGCUUCACUCAAUGCUUCCAGCCGGCUUCCCCCCAUAUUAACUGUACGACAUACUGCUAUCCCAUCGCUCCUUGCUCUUUCGGUUGCACCCAUAGCCUUAUGCCGCCAUGGUGAGGGCCUUAGCAUGGUAUGGCGGUUUUCUUUUGCUGACGGCGCUGACCGGUUCUGUCGGCCAGCGUGCCGAUCCCCUGACGCUCCCCGCCCCUGAAUAUGCCCAUUCUGUACGACUGGAUGGCGACAUCAUCCUGGGUGGUCUUUUCCCGGUGCACGCACGAGGCGAGCGGGGCGCCCCCUGUGGGGAAUUGAAGAAGGAGAAGGGGAUUCACAGGUUGGAGGCCAUGCUCUUUGCCAUCGACCUCAUUAACAAAGACCCCGACCUGCUGCCCAACGUAACGCUGGGGGCGCGCAUCUUGGACACCUGCUCACGUGACACCUACGCGUUGGAGCAAUCGCUUACGUUUGUGCAAGCGCUCAUCGAACGCGAUUCUUCAGAUGUGCGAUGCGCUAGUGGCGAGCUGCCCAUUUUUGCCAAGCCGGACAAGAUCGUUGGUGUGAUAGGUGCCGCGGCUAGCUCCGUAUCCAUCAUGGUGGCCAACAUCCUACGCCUGUUUAAGAUCCCUCAGAUCAGCUAUGCAUCCACAGCGCCCGAGCUGAGCGAUAAUACCCGGUACGACUUCUUCUCUCGGGUUGUGCCGCCUGAUUCCUACCAAGCUCAAGCCAUGCUGGACAUCGUGACCGCCAUGGGCUGGAACUACGUCUCCACGUUGGCAUCUGAGGGGAAUUAUGGAGAAAGCGGAGUGGAGGCUUUCGUCCAGAUCUCCAGAGAAGUCGGUGGUGUGUGUAUCGCUCAGUCUCUGAAGAUCCCCAGAGAGCCCAGACCAGGAGAGUUUGACAAGAUCAUCCUUCGCCUGCUAGAGACACCCAGCGCUCGCGCCAUUGUCAUGUUUGCGAAUGAGGAUGAUAUCAGACGUGUCUUGGAUGCUGCGAAGCGGAACAACCAAACGGGUCACUUCCUGUGGGUGGGAUCAGACAGCUGGGGAUCCAAGAUAUCUCCGGUCGUUCAGCAGGAAAGUGUGGCGGAAGGGGCUAUUACCAUACUUCCAAAAAGAGCAUCCAUAGAAGCAUUUGACCGAUACUUCAAAAGCCGCUCCUUGUCCAACAACCGCCGGAACGUUUGGUUCGCUGAGUUCUGGGAGGAAAACUUUGUGUGCAAGUUGGGAAUGCACGGCAAGCGUCCUGGAAGCCCCAAGAAAUGUACCGGGCUGGAGAAGGUCGGAAGGGACUCCAGCUACGAGCAGGAAGGGAAGGUGCAGUUUGUGAUGGAUGCGGUGUACGCCAUGGCCCACGCGCUGCACCGGAUGCAUCGAGAUCUCUGCUCGGGGUUUCCGGGCCUCUGCCCCCGCAUGAGCAACAUCGAUGGGAAGGAGCUGCUGGGAUACAUCAGAAACGUCAGCUUUAACGGAAGCGCCAAGACCCCCGUUGUGUUUAAUGAGAAUGGAGACGCACCUGGACGCUAUGACAUCUAUCAGUAUCAGAACACUAACAGGUCAGCUGAGUACAGAAUCAUCGGCCACUGGACGGAUCAUCUGCAUUUAAAUAUUGAUGCCAUGAAUUGGGCAAGCGAAGACCCUGCUGUGCCCAUAUCUGUAUGCAGUCUGCCCUGUCAGAUGGGCGAGCGGAAAAAGGUGGUGAAGGGCGUCCCCUGCUGCUGGCACUGCGAGCGCUGCGAGGGCUACCAGUACCAGGCCAGCGAGUUCACGUGCCAGCUGUGCCCGUACGAGCAGCGUCCCGACAGAAACCGCACCGGCUGCCAGCCCAUCCCUAUCAUAAAGCUGGAGUGGCACUCGCCUUGGGCCGUGGUACCCAUCUUCAUCGCCAUCCUGGGAAUCCUCGCCACCACCUUCGUGGUGGUGACUUUCGUCCGCUUCAACGACACGCCCAUCGUACGAGCCUCAGGCAGGGAAAUGAGUUACGUUCUUCUAACCGGAAUUUUCCUCUGCUACUUCAUCACGUUCCCGAUGAUGGCGGCGCCCGGAGUGGCCGUGUGCUCCUUCCGGAGGAUCUUCCUGGGCCUCGGCAUGUGCUUCAGCUACGCUGCUCUGCUCACCAAAACCAAUCGCAUCCAUCGGAUCUUCGAGCAGGGAAAGUGCUCGGUGGCGGCCCCGCGUUUCAUCAGUCCCGCUUCCCAGUUGGUCAUCACUUUCAGCUUGAUCUCAGUUCAGUUAAUGGGCGUGUUCGUGUGGUUUGUGUCCGACCCGCCGCACACCAUUGUGGAUUACGGUGAGCAGCGCACACAGGACCCCAGAAACUCCCGCGGCGUGCUCAAGUGCGACAUCUCGGACCUUUCGCUCAUCUGCUCGUUGGGCUACAGCAUCCUUUUGAUGGUCACGUGCACUGUUUAUGCAAUCAAAACCAGGGGAGUGCCGGAGACCUUCAAUGAGGCCAAGCCCAUUGGAUUUACCAUGUACACAACGUGUAUCAUCUGGCUGGCCUUCAUACCUAUCUUCUUCGGAACGGCACAGUCUGCAGAGCGGAUGUACAUUCAGACGGCCACCCUCACCGUCUCUUUGAGCCUGAGUGCGUCUGUGUCUCUCGGGAUGCUCUACAUGCCCAAAGUCUACAUCAUCAUCCUGCAUCCGGAGCAGAACGUGCCCAAACGCAAGCGCAGCUUCAAGGCCAUCGUCACCGCCGCCACUGUGACCAACAAGCUCAGUCACCUGGCCAGCGAGAGACCCAACGGAGAGGUGAAAACUGAACUCUGUGAGAGUGUGGACAACAGUACAGCAUCCACAAAAACUACCUACGUCAGCUACACGAAUCAUGCCAUAUGAACACCCGUCCUGAAAACGGUUUGCCAUGGAACUGGCUGGCUCUGAGCGGACAGACACCAAUGAGUGAGCAUGAGACAUCAUUGUUGUUCGCGGACAAGAGGACUCAUGAACUGAGGAGAUCUCAUUUGUUUUUCUGAUGUUUUGUAAGAACAACUUACAAAAGAGGCAACGAUCCCAAAAAAAAGAUAAACGCUGCCAUUUAGGUUGGCAGCCAAUAAAGUGGGCCAUUGCUACAGGAGUAAGAAAGAGAAAAAAAGUUUAAAGACGUUUAAAGAAACAUUGGAUAAAUAAAAAUUGGAGUCAACCAUGUUAAAUGUUAUUCUAAUUGUAAGUAUUUUGUGGUUGUGAACAAUUUUUAAUUCUUGUCCCACAGCGUCAGACCUGCAUUGGAAAACGCAUUCGUCUCUUGUAUUGGCUACUCUGGUCUAUAACUUCGGGUUGUGAGUGUGCAAAUGCCAUGGUUGAAGCAUGCUGAUUCAAAUUUUUAUACAAAUAAUUUAUUUAUAAUAAAGGAAUGUUUUUGAAAUGU